GUGGUGUUCCCGCCAUCAGUCCCAUUGUCCCCGGCAUUUCCAGGAUUGUAAAUGGAGUGAAUGCCAUCUCUGGAUCUUGGCCAUGGCAGGUGUCUCUGCAGACCAGCACUGGAUUCCACUUCUGUGGCGGCUCCUCGUCCACCGUCAGUGGGUUGUCACUGCUGCCCACUGCGGAAUCACAACUGCUCACCGUGUGGUCCUGGGUGCAUAUGACCUCACCUCCAAGACUGAGCCCAUUCAGAUCAGGGCUAUCAGCAAAGUUCUAAAACACUCCCUGUACAACACCCAGACCAACGCCAAUGACCUCACCCUGAUCAAGCUGGCCACUCCCGUCACCCUCAACACCCGCGUGGCUCCAGUGUGUCUUGCUGCCACCAAUGCUGUCUUCAAUGAUGGAGAAAUAUGUGCCACCACCGGAUGGGGAUACAUCAAUGCAACCACAAAAAUCCUCCCAGCUAAGCUCCAGCAGGCAGGUCUUCCAAUCAUGAGCAACGCUAAUUGCCAGAAGUACUGGGGAUCCUUAGUUCAACCCACCAUGAUCUGUGCCGGGGCCUCUGGCGUCUCCUCCUGCAUGGGUGACUCUGGUGGACCCCUUGUGUGCAAGAGGAACGGAGCCUGGACCUUGGCCGGUAUUGUGUCCUGGGGCAGCUCUACCUGCAACACAUUUUAUCCUGUCGCCUACACCCGCGUCAGCGCCUUCACAGCCAUGAUAAACCAAGCUAUUGUCAAUAACUAAAGACUAUUCAAUAUUUUUUUAAUACUCAAUAAAGUAUCUCUGAACCCUU
Rana temporaria (common frog) is the source of this 785-nucleotide messenger RNA. Its product is annotated as chymotrypsinogen A-like. Bases 83 to 736 code for a protein of 217 amino acids. The record is from RefSeq and is a predicted model, not a curated record. Lineage: Eukaryota; Metazoa; Chordata; Amphibia; Anura; Ranidae. Gene Ontology annotation, biological process: proteolysis. Gene Ontology annotation, molecular function: serine-type endopeptidase activity. The transcript is spliced from 6 exons.